Molecule: messenger RNA, 477 nt
Organism: Tauraco erythrolophus (red-crested turaco)
Lineage: Eukaryota; Metazoa; Chordata; Aves; Musophagiformes; Musophagidae
Gene: HDHD3
Product: haloacid dehalogenase like hydrolase domain containing 3
Cellular component (GO): nucleus
Source: RefSeq, a predicted model, not a curated record
AGGCUCGCAGGCGUCCACGAAGACAGAGUCCUGACGCCGAUGGCGGAAAACCUCUACCGUGACUUCUGCAGCGCCCGCAACUGGGAGGUGCUGCCGGGAGCUGGCGAGACCCUGAGCCAGUGCUGCCAGCGCGGCUUCCGCAUGGGAGUCGUCUCCAACUUCGAUAAGCGGCUGGAAAACAUCCUCUCCCAGUGCAACCUGCGGCACCACUUUGAAUUCGUCCUCACCUCCGAGGACGCGGGCUUCGCCAAGCCGGACCGGAGGAUCUUCGAGAAAGCCCUGCGCCUCGGCGGCAUCCCCCCGGGGAAGGCGGCUCACGGCGGGGGUGACUACUCCCGGGAGUACAGGGCAGCCCGAGCCGUGGGCAUGCACAGCUUUCUGCUUCGGGCUGAUGGGAAUGGCGAGGAGCCGGCGGUGCCCCCCGAGCACAUCCUGCCCACGCUCAACCACCUCCUGGCUCUUAUUGAGAAGGGGUAG